UAGGUGACCACAUGGGCGGACUGACCAUUUGGAAACUCGGGCACUGCCCGAGGGCCCGGGGUCAGUAGGGGGCCCCAUGAGAUGCCCCUGGUACCUUUUUCAUAAGCAUUUUUGAGUUUGGGCAAGUACACAGGGGCCCUAUGAUCCCCUAUUGCCCGGGAGCCCCAUGAGAUGUCAGUCCGCCCCUGGUACUGCCUCUCAGUGCCCUUUAGUGCUGCCUAUCAGUGCCCAUCAGUGCCGCCUAUCAGUGCCCAUCAGUGCUGCCUCAUCAACGCAC
Molecule: messenger RNA, 277 nt
Organism: Staurois parvus
Lineage: Eukaryota; Metazoa; Chordata; Amphibia; Anura; Ranidae
Source: the annotation of a GenBank genome assembly